This is a messenger RNA of Brachypodium distachyon (stiff brome), 2458 nucleotides long. Its product is annotated as L-type lectin-domain containing receptor kinase IV.1. Bases 214 to 2259 code for a protein of 681 amino acids. The transcript has a single exon. Gene Ontology annotation, biological process: protein phosphorylation. The record is from RefSeq and is a predicted model, not a curated record. Gene Ontology annotation, cellular component: plasma membrane. Gene Ontology annotation, molecular function: protein kinase activity; carbohydrate binding; ATP binding. NCBI's taxonomy places the organism in Eukaryota, Viridiplantae, Streptophyta, Magnoliopsida, Poales, Poaceae.
ACAUUAUCAAACACAAUCUUGAUCCGCACUCAGGCAGCAGAUUUUGAACAAAGACUCGCCAUUUCCAGUCAAUGCAUCGCACGAUCACCUAAUCAGGAUAAUCCCCGUUCACAUUACUGUAGUCCACUUCAUGCUCUACACUACAAACGGAGCUGCUCGAGCUACUUGCACGAGACGCAGCGGACACAGGCUAGCAAGCAACGCACGCUCGCGAUGUGUCCUAGCCGCAGCUUCCUGCUCCCCAUCCUCCUCCUCGCCCUCCUCGCCGGCGAUGGCUCUGACCACGCGGCCGUGCUCGCCGCGGACCAGUUCACCUACAACGACUUCUCCGGAGCCAACCUGACCCUCGACGGCCUGGCCGCCGUGGCGCCGAACGGGCUCCUGGCGCUGAGCAACGGCACGAGCCAGGCGGCCGGGCACGCGUUCCACCCGACGCCCGUCCGCAUGCGGAACAAUAACGGCGCCGCCCAGUCCUUCUCCGUCGCCUUCGUCUUCGCCAUCGUCUCCAACUUCACGGUGCUGAGCGACAACGGCAUGGCGUUCGUGGUCGCGCCCAGCACCAGGCUCUCCACCUUCAACGCCGGCCAGUACCUCGGCAUCCUCAACGUCACCGACAACGGCAAGGCCGAGAACGGCGUCUUCGCCGUCGAGCUCGACACCAUGCUCAACCCGGAGUUCCAGGACAUGAACAGCAACCACGUCGGCGUGGACGUCAACAGCAUGAGGUCCGUGCAGAACCACUCCGCGGGGUACUACGACGACGCCACGGGGGUGUUCAGCAACCUGAGCCUCAUCAGCCGGCAGCCGAUGCAGGUGUGGGUGGACUACGACGGCGCCACCACCCGGCUCGACGUCACCAUGGCGCCCCUCGACGUGCCCAGGCCCAGGAAGCCCCUCAUCUCCGCGCCCGUCAACCUCUCGGCGGUACUCGUGACGGACACGGCCUACGUCGGGUUCUCGGCGGCCACGGGAGUCAUCUUCACGCGCCACUACGUCCUCGGCUGGAGCUUCGCGCUCAACGGGCCAGCGCCGCCGCUCGACACCUCGAAGCUCCCGGCGCUGCCGCGGUUCGGCCCGAAGCCCCGGUCCAAGGUGCUGGAGAUCGUGCUCCCUAUCGCCACGGCGGCUUUCGUCCUCGCGCUGGCCAUCGCCUUCUUCCUGUUCGUGCGGACGCGGGUGAGGUACGCCGAGGUGCGCGAAGACUGGGAGGUGGAGUUCGGGCCGCACCGGUUCUCGUACAAGGAGCUGUACAAGGCCACAAAGGGGUUCAAGAACAAGCAGCUGCUCGGCACCGGCGGCUUCGGCAGGGUGUACAAGGGCGUGCUCCCAAAGCCGAAUCUCGAGAUCGCGGUGAAGCGGGUGUCGCACGACUCGAAGCAGGGGAUGAAGGAGUUCAUCGCGGAGGUGGUCAGCCUGGGCCACCUGCGGCACAGGAACCUCGUGCAGCUGCUCGGCUACUGCCGCCGGCAAGGCGAGCUGCUCCUGGUGUACGACUGCAUGCCCAACGGCAGCCUCGACAAGUACCUGUACGACAAGACCAAGCCCGUCCUGGACUGGGGGCAGAGGUUCCAGAUCAUCAGGGGCGUGGCGUCCGGCCUGCUGUACCUCCACGAGGACUGGGAGAAGAUCGUGAUCCACCGUGACGUCAAGGCCAGCAACGUGCUCCUGGACGGGGACAUGAACGGCAGGCUGGGCGACUUCGGGCUCGCGAGGCUGUACGACCACGGGCUGGACCCGCAGACGACGCACGUGGUGGGCACGAUGGGCUACCUGGCGCCGGAGCUGGUGCGCACGGGCAAGGCGACGCCGGUCACGGACGUGUUCGCCUUCGGCGUGUUCGUGCUGGAGGUGGCCUGCGGGCGGCGCCCGCUGGGGUGCGCCGCGCCCGACGAGCAGAACGUGCUGCUGGACUGGGUGCAGGAGCACCAGCGGAGGCACGCGGCGCUCGACACCGUGGACCCGAGGCUGUGCGGCAAGUACGACGCCGACGAGGCGCGGCUGGCGAUCAAGCUGGGGCUCAUGUGCGCGCACCCGCUGCCCGACGCGCGGCCCCGGAUGCGGCAGGCCACGCAGUACCUGGAGGGCGAGGUGCCCAUGCCGGACCUCGUGCCCACGUUCCUCAGCUACACCACGCUCGCGCUGAUGCAGAACGACGGGUUCGACUCCUUCGCCAUGUCGUUCCCUUCCACGGUCAGCACCAGCGUCAGCCCCAUUUCCGGUGACGUCUCGGCCGUGUCCGGCCUAUCCGGCGGGAGGUGAAUCGACAAGCAAUGUUAAGGACUCUUGAUUUCUCUUUAUGCUGUUAGGCAUUCUCGUACGCGUCAUCAGGCCAUCUCGUGUGGACUAACAUGUAGAGCACCAGUUGUAAGUUGUAACUUGUAACCACUGCUAGCUCCUAAUGCUGGAUAACUGCGAGUUUUCUGGAAUAGAAUAAUCUGGAACCUGCGAGUGCAAUGUU